Messenger RNA from Lepisosteus oculatus (spotted gar), 7244 nucleotides. RefSeq names its product intersectin 2b (gene itsn2b). Lineage: Eukaryota; Metazoa; Chordata; Actinopteri; Semionotiformes; Lepisosteidae. Gene Ontology annotation, molecular function: calcium ion binding; protein binding; guanyl-nucleotide exchange factor activity. Gene Ontology annotation, biological process: intracellular signal transduction; positive regulation of Rho protein signal transduction. The record is from RefSeq and is a predicted model, not a curated record.
CAUGUUGUUGGUGUAAUACUACAGUGCUGCUUCUAGCAAGCAACAGGUACAAGACUGAAGCACGUUUUCUGGAAAUAAACAUUGAGUCUCACGUCUAAUUACUUAUUUUGACCGAGAACAUUUGUUGAUAAUGGAGAUUUUCCAGAGUCGGGAUUAAAACAAAUCCAAAAUAUUUUUGGUGUCCUUCCACGAAAAAUGACUGAGAGCUAGCCAGGCGUGUUCGACAUCAGGAUUGUUCAGAUUGCCACAGCCAUGAAUGGUGGUCGCAGCGUUUGGGCCAUCACUCCUGAAGAGAGGGAUAAACAUGACAAACAGUUUGAUGCCCUCCAGCCUACAAUGGGCUUUGUAUCGGGAGAUCAGGCUCGGAAGUUCUUCUUGCAGUCGAGUCUUCCUGCUCCAGUCCUGGCUGAGAUAUGGGCCCUAGCAGAUCUGAACAAAGAUGGGAAAAUGGACCGCCUAGAGUUUUCCAUUGCCAUGAAAUUAAUCAAGCUCAAACUCCAGGGCCACUGUCUGCCAUCAGCUCUCCCAAUCAUAAUGAAGCAGCCACCAGUGCAGUCGCCACUGACGUCAUCACGCUUUGGAAUGGGAAGUAUGCCAAAUCUCUCUGUUGUUCCUGCCAUGCCCAUGACCAUGCCCAUGUUUGCUCCUUUGCCACUUACUACGUCGAUGAGCCCCCUGAGCCCGAUGGGGCUGAGUGCCCCCCUGGUGCCUUCUGUGAGCCCCUCAGCGUUGCCGAAUGGGACCGCUGGCAUCCUUCAGCCUUCCCCUGCCUCAUUUACUACAAUACUGCCUCUGACUAGUUCUGUACCUUCAUCUUCAGUGGGAUUAGGAGGUACUGGAAUGACAAAAACACAAUCCUUAUUAGACUUGGGGUCCAGCAGUUCGAAUUCAUCCUCAACAACCUCUCUCACAAGCAACUCUCCCAAGGCUGGUUCUGGUGACUGGGCCGUACCUCAGUCCUCACGGCUGAAAUACAGACAGAUUUUCAACAGCAUUGAUAAAGCCAUGACGGGCUACCUCUCAGGUCCUCAAGUUAGGAAUGCUCUGGCCACAUCAAAUCUCACUCAAACUCAGCUGGCUACAAUAUGGAACCUUGCUGAUGUCGAUAAGGAUGGAAAGCUCAAAGCGGAUGAAUUUAUUUUGGCCAUGCAUCUUGUUGACAUGGCGAAAACAGGACAGCCACUUCCUCUCACUCUGCCUACUGAUUUAAUACCUCCCUCCCUCAGAAGUGGAAAAUCAGGUGACACGGUGAAUGGAACUGUACCUAUUUCUAAAGGAACUCUAGAGGAAGAUCCAGAGCCUCCACAGAAGAAAACCCUAGCCACGUUCGAAGACCGGCGGAAAGAGAACUUCGACCGGGGCAACGCGGAGCUGGAGAAGCGGCGGCAGGCGCUGCUGGAGCAGCAGCGGCGGGAGGAGGAGCGCGCGGCCCAGAAGGCGCGGGAGGAGCGGGAGCGGCGGGAGAGGGAGGCCUGGGAGCAGGAGCUGAGGCGGCGGCAGGAGCAGGAGCGGCGGCUGGAGAGGCAGCGCGAGCUCGAGAGGCAGAGGGAAGAGGAGCGGCUCAAGGAGCUGGAGCGGAAGGAGAAGGCAAAGCAGGAGCUAGAGCGCCAGCGCAAGCUGGAAUGGGAGAAAACUCGGCGGCAAGAACUUCUGAGUCAGAGGAACCAGGAACAGGAAGAUAUUGUCAAGCUGAAGGCCAAGAAGAAGAGCCUGGAAAUGGAGCUGGAGGCUGUGGGUGACAAGCACAAGCAGAUUUCCAACCGUUUGCAUGAAGCUCAGAGCAAGAGGAAGAUUCAGAAGGGUGAGCUGGAUCUCACCAAUCAGAAGUGGGACCGUCGGAUCAUGGAGAUCAAUAACUUGCAGCAAGAAUUUGAGGAUUAUCAGAAAGAGCUCUCUCGGCUUGUUCCAGAACAACAAAAGCUAAACGACAAGCUUAGGAACAUGAAAUCAAGCGGUUUCCAAACUUCAGCAGUGACUACUUUAAAGAAGAAUAUAACAGAAAAAGAUGUCUCAUGUCGCAAACUGAAGGAGCAACUGGAUGCUUUGGAAAAGGAAACAUCAGCCAAACUUGCUGAAAUGAAUCAAUUCAAUAAGGAAUUCAAGUUUGAGGAUAUGGAUGACUGCGUCCUUCAGUGCCUUCUUUCUUUGCUGGGCUGUCUCAGCAAUCUCUUCCUCUUAAUUAAGGAGCUCCGUGACAGCCAAAACAAACAGCAGACUGCCCUAGAUAAGCUCUGCAAGAUCAAAGAAGAAAAAAUCAAAGAAUUGCAAAGGCGCAAAGAGCAAGAACUGGAGAGGAAACAGAGGGAAGAGGAGGAAGCCAUCAGGAGAGCCAAGCUGGAGAAGGAGAGGCUGUGGCAGGAGAAAGUGAAGCGCGAUGAGGAGGAGAGGCAGCGGAGACUGCAGGAGGAGAGGCUGCAGAAGCAGCGGGAGGAGGAGGAGCAGGAGGCCCUGGCCCGGCAGAGGGAGGCCGAGGAGGCCGCCGAGAGGGAGCGGAGGGCAGCUGAGGAGAGGAAGAGGAGGGAGAGGGAAGAGGAGCAGCGCAGAAAAGCUGAGGAGGAGAGGCGGAGGGAGGAGGAGAGGCGAAGGGAGGAAGAGAGGAAGAGGGAGGAGGAGGAGAGGCAAAGGGAGAAGGAGAGGAAGAGGGAGGAGGAGAGGAGGAGGCAGGAGGAGAGGGAGAGGGAGGAGGAGAGGAGGAGGCAGGAGGAAAAGCGGCGGCGCGAGGAGGAACGGAGGCUAGAAGAGCAGCGCAACAGGGAGGAGGAGGAAAAAAGACGGCAAAGAGCAGAGGAGGCCGCAGUCAGGGAUGCUGAGGAGAGGAAGAGACAACAGCUCCAGGAAGAAAUGUCCAGGAAGCAGCAGCAGCAGCAGCAGCAGCAGAACUCCGAGCCAUUUACCAGCACUAAGAUUGACAUUCAUGAGAAACUCUCCGCCCUUCUGAAGGGUAUUGACGAAAGGCAAAAUUCUCGGAAAGGGACAAGGCCUGUGAGUAAAGGACACCGGAAAUCGGCAUUUCUUGUGACCUACAGAGCUCUCUAUCCCUUUGCCGCAAGAAAUACUGAUGAGCUCACCUUUGAAACAAAUGACCUAAUUGAGGUUGAUGAGACAACUAAGGGGGAGCCAGGCUGGCUCUAUGGCAGUCACCAGGGACGUACAGGAUGGUUUCCAGAAAGCUAUGUGGAAAAGCCAAGUAAUAAUGAAACACCCUCCGUCGCCAAACAGGACACACUGCCUCAGAACUCAGCCAUUUCUUCUACCUCAGUCUUCUCUGGCAAAUCUGAGGAGGAAGCCGGUUCCCAGCAGAAGCUAGUAUCUGGCGUGGUGGGACAGAACUCUGCUUUCACUCCGACCCACUCUCCGGGCUCUUCGUCAGCUGAUCGUGGACGGGUAGUUACUAACUUUCAGGCCCAGGCUCUCUGCUCCUGGACUGCAAAGACUGACAAUCACUUGAAUUUCUCUAAAGACGAUAUCAUAACAGUGACAGAACAGCAGGAGAACUGGUGGCUUGGGGAGCUUAAUGGAGUCCAGGGUUGGUUCCCUAAAGAUUAUGUGAAAGUGCUGAAUGCUUCUGAUGCACAAAAUGAACCAAUUUAUGCCUGUGUCGAAGGUUUUGAGAUGCCAACAGACCUGACUCAACAUGAAGAGUAUGUGGCCCUUUAUACAUAUGAGAGUCCAGAGCCCGGAGACUUGACCUUCUGUGAAGGAGACACAAUCCUGGUGACAGAGAGGGAAGGGGAAUGGUGGAAAGGGUGCAUUGGCGACAGAAGCGGACUUUUCCCCUCAAACUAUGUCAAGCCAAAGGAGACUGAUAAUUCAGGUGUUGCUGGUAGAACUGGGGCAUCGGGCAAAAAGCCAGAGAUUGCCCAGGUGACCUCAGCAUAUACAGCGACAGGCACGGAGCAGCUCAGCUUAGCCCCUAACCAGCUUAUCCUCAUCCUCAGUAAAAACUCUUCAGAAUGGUGGCUUGGGGAGCUGCAGGCAAGAGGGAAAAAACGCCAAAAAGGAUGGUUUCCUGCAAAUCAUGUGAAGAUUUUGGGCCCAAGCAGUGGCAAGACAACUCCAGCCCCAGCCCCAAUUUGCCAGGUCAUUGCCAUGUACGACUAUAAAGCAGCGAAUGAGGAUGAGAUGAGCUUCUCCAAGGGUCAGAUCAUCAACGUGCUCAACAAGGACAACGCUGAUUGGUGGAAGGGAGAAUACAAUGGCAUCACAGGGCUGUUUCCAACAAAUUAUGUGAAGAUGACAACAGAUUCGGACCCCAGUCAGCAAUGGUGUGCUGACCUGAUGAGCCUCGACACUAUGUCACCCCUAGAAAGGAAGCGGCAGGGUUAUAUCCACGAGCUCAUUGCGACUGAAGAGCGAUACAUGGAUGACCUUCAGCUUGUAUUGGAGGUCUUUCAUAAACCUAUGGCGGAGUCUGGAAUGCUUACAGAGAACGAGAUGUCAAUGAUUUUUGUGAACUGGAAUGAGCUUAUUACCUCAAAUACUAAGCUGCUAAAGGCCCUGCGAGUGAGGAAGAAGACGGGGGGUGAGAAGAUGCCAGUUCAGAUGAUAGGAGACAUCCUGGCCUCUGAGCUUGCCCAUAUGCAGGCCUACAUCCGCUUUUGUAGCUGUCAGCUCAACGGAGCGGCUCUUCUCCAGCAAAAGACUGACCAGGAGCCAGACUUCAAGGAGUCUCUUAAGAGAUUUGCCACAGAUAACCGGUGUAAAGGGAUGCCUCUCUCCAGCUUUCUUCUGAAACCCAUGCAAAGAAUCACCCGCUAUCCACUCUUAAUUAAAAAUAUUUUGGAGAGCACUCCAGAAAGCCACCCUGACCACAGUCAUCUCCGGGAAGCUUUGGAGAAGGCAGAGGAGCUGUGCUCUCAGGUCAACGAAGGUGUGAGAGAGAAGGAGAACUCUGACCGCCUGGAGUGGAUCCAGACACAUGUGCAAUGUGAAGGGAUCACGGAGCAUUUAGUCUUCAACUCCCUUACGAACUGCCUGGGACCCCGAAAACUGCUUCACAGUGGUAAACUAUUCAAAACCAAGAGUAACAAGGAGCUGUAUGGAUUCCUGUUCAACGAUUUCCUCCUGCUCACCUACAUGGUCAAGCAGUUCACUUCAUCUGGGGUGGAAAAGGUUUUCAGUCCCAAGUCCAACAGCCAAUUCAAAAUGUACAAGAGUCCUGUGUUUCUAAAUGAAGUGCUUGUGAAGCUGCCCUCUGACCCCUCCAGUGAUGAACCAGUAUUUCACAUCUCACACAUUGACCGUGUGUACACCCUGAGGACUGAAAACAUUAAUGAAAGGACGGCCUGGGUUCAGAAAAUUAAAGCUGCAUCCGAACACUUCUUAGACACAGAAAAGAAGAAACGGGAGAAAGCUUACCAAGCACGCUCUCAAAAAGCCAGUGGAAUCGGUCGAUUACUGGUAACUAUCCUUGAAGCAUCCGAACUGAAAUCCAGCAAACCAAAUGGAAGGAGUAACUCAUACUGUGAAGUAACCAUGGGAGCCCAGUGUUUUACAACAAGGACAAUAAAUGACACCUCGAAUCCCAAAUGGAACUUUAACUGCCAUUUUUUUAUCAAGGACCUUUACCAAGAUGUGCUUUGUAUAACCAUCUUUGGAAGGGAUCAGUUUUCUCCAGAUGACUUCCUGGGGCGUACUGAGGUUCCGGUGGCGACAAUCAAAAAAGAGCUGGAGAACAAGGGAGCCGCGACCAGGCGCUUGCUGCUUCACGAGGUGCCGACAGGAGAGGUGUGGGUGCGCUUGGACCUGCAGCUCUACGACCAGAAGACUCUCGUGUGAGCCUGGGGCCGCAGGUCCCCUUUCCACGGCUUACAGAGCCAUCACACAGCAGUUGGCAUGAAUGUGGGAAAGACACUGGGCCCCGUCUCUAUCAUGAUGCUGUGGCAUCCCUGUUUCCACGGCGACCGGUGGCCUGGCUGCUUAACUAUGCAACUAAAUGUGACACUACUGAAGGGCUGCAUCUUCAGUGAUUGUUUUUUUUUUAACUACUUAACUGUGCUUUGCCAACUGUAUAUUUAUAAAGGCCAUAAAGGGUAUAUUUUUGAAAACUGUAAAAUUAUAUAAGGUCUUUCUAAUGAUUUAAAUCUACAUAUGUAAUUAAUAAAUAAAUAAAAAAUAAAAUUUGGGAUCUUAAGUUUGGUUUUGCUGAGGCCAAGUAAGUACAUUUAGUUUUGUUAUACUACUGGAAUUAUCUCAGGAUUUAUUUUUUGUUGUUGUUACUUAAUAUAUAUCUCUCAGUCUUGCAUGUGGAAAUCUUGAAACAAUUUGCUACUGUUUUAGGCAGAGAACUGUAAAUCUUUGUGUUCUGCACUGAAAUGAAAGGAUUUUUUUCCUCUUUUGUCAAACAUACUGCAGCAACAAAGUCACUUAAAAUACCAUAGUCAAUAUUUAACCUGCCUUAAACAUUGACCUAUAUUUCUUAAAAAUAAAUCAAAAUAUAUUUUUUGAGAUUCAUUUUAUUAACUGUACUGUACAUCUGUAUAUAUACAACCGUUUUCCCCACAUAUGUAUCAAAACAUCUUUAGUUCUGGUUCUGCCAUAGUGUCAUGUACAUAAAUUAGAACCACUAACUAUAAAAGUAAUAGUCAACUUUUUUUUUUCAUUUGCUGUAUUUGAAUUUUUUUCUUCAAUUUUAUUUUGCUGAAGGUACAAUAAAGUAUAAUGGUAAGUGGGUGAGAAUUCUGAUAUAAAAUAGAAUGGAAUUCGGUGCAAAGAAUUUUAUUUAUUUUUAAUUUAUGUAAAGAAAAAGAUGUUUAAAGUACGUAAAACUAGAUUUUAUGCACAGUUAUUAUUUUAAUAGAUUUUUAUUUCUUUCAUAAAGGAAAAGGACAUAUUGUUUUUGAUCUUUUCAUCAAGAGUGAAAAAAUAUUUAGUAUAUAUCCAGAGAUAAAAUGUUCUAAACUUGUUAAUGUGUUACUGCUGUGGAAUAUGACUGGAUAUUUAGUUUUAUUAAAACAUGGUUGACUUCCAUGUUGAUUGUUUUCAAGCAACUCAAUAUUUGAAUGGUAGUUUGCAUUAUUGUAAGUGAUAAUUGGAAUUGUUAUAAGUUGUGCAUUGUGUUCAGAAUGUCAUUUGAAAACUUAUGGAACGCCUCAGUUCUGAAAUGGUUCUAAUUGUUCUUGAUAUCAGCCAGUCCUUAAUAUGGUCAUAUGAAUUCAGCCAUAUUCUUUUUAAUCAUGUUCUGUUUCUGAAUAUGCUACGGAAUUAUAGAAUGGAAUGACUGGAAUAAAGGUUCUUUAAAGGUU